This is a messenger RNA of Penicillium angulare, 783 nucleotides long. RefSeq lists its product as uncharacterized. The record is from RefSeq and is a predicted model, not a curated record. The coding region runs from base 1 to 783 and encodes 260 amino acids. The transcript has a single exon. NCBI's taxonomy places the organism in Eukaryota, Fungi, Ascomycota, Eurotiomycetes, Eurotiales, Aspergillaceae.
AUGAUUCAGCUCCGAGAUGGAUUCAAUGGGCUCAGUGAAAAUCUUCAAUUAUUUGCCUCUUGGUUCGACCUUGUAGGGUCGGCGAUUAAAGAUACCGCGCCUCGAUUACGGGAAUACUCCUCGUUCCAAGUUUCACUUACGGAGCGAGUACAAGAAGGCACAUUGCUUGCUCAGGUGGUAAAGGAGCUUGGUCAAGUAUCUUAUGACUCUGAUAAUCUGGUGUUAGCGGUUGAAGAGGUUGCGACUGUAUGUGAAUUUGUCAAUCUUCACUUUCUACACAAGGGUUUCUGGCGACAGGAGAACGAUCUCAGCUCUCUGCAGAUUCUAGGCCCUGCGACAUAUCUCCUACUUUCAAUGUCGCGCUUUGAAUCAACUGAUCCUAGUUGCUUUCUGUUUGUUCAUGAGAUGACUAGAGUCGCUCUACUGAUACUUUUGGCAGGUCUGAAGCAGGCCUAUGAGCUGGCCGCACCUGAGAUGGAUUUGCUUCAGAGCAAGCUCUAUGCCCUCGUAACAACGGGAAGUCUACGAGAUGGAGACUUUUACUUGCUUCCUAGGCUUCAAAUUUGGGCUCUAGUCACUGCUUCUUUAUUCCAAGUGCCGGAACAUCAAAUUAAUAGAUACACGAAAGAGAUAUACAAACGAAUGCUAGCAUGCGGCUUUCAUGAUGGCGCCAGUGUGCUCAAAGACUCUGCGAACAUUCUAUGGAUUGCACGCCUCGCUGAUGCAGCAAUCUGCGAAGUUUUAGCGUUCAAUAUUGAUCAAGUUCAGUCUCCACCGGCAUGA